This is a messenger RNA of Schistocerca gregaria, 1610 nucleotides long. Its product is annotated as replication factor C subunit 3-like. The transcript is spliced from 4 exons. Gene Ontology annotation, biological process: DNA repair; DNA-templated DNA replication. Gene Ontology annotation, cellular component: DNA replication factor C complex; nucleus. Lineage: Eukaryota; Metazoa; Arthropoda; Insecta; Orthoptera; Acrididae. Gene Ontology annotation, molecular function: DNA binding; DNA clamp loader activity; ATP hydrolysis activity. The coding region runs from base 5 to 1060 and encodes 351 amino acids. The record is from RefSeq and is a predicted model, not a curated record.
AACUAUGCUUCUCGUCGACAAAUAUCGCCCCAAGACUCUCGAGUCAUUAGAUUAUCACCUGGAGAUGGCAGAGGCUCUGAAAAAUCUGGCCACUUCGAAUGAUUUUCCGCACAUGCUAUUUUAUGGUCCGAGUGGUGCUGGCAAAAAGACGCGAACAAUGGCCUUGCUUCGACAAAUUUUUGGCCCGGAUGUAGAGAAGCUUCGAGUCGAGAAGAAAAGUUUUGUCAUUCCCAAUCGCUCGACAUCGGUGGAAAUCACGAUUCUCGUCAGUCCAUAUCACAUUGAACUUAGCCUAUCGGAGUGCAUGAGUAAUGAUCGGCUGGUUGUCCAGGAAGUGAUUAAGAGCAUUGCGUACAACCAGCGAAUUGGCUCUGACUCUCGAAAAUUCAAAGUCAUCAUUUUAAAUGAGGUCGAUGUGCUUACUAGAGCUGCUCAGCACGCACUGCGCCGUACUAUGGAGAAGUGUAUGGUCAACUGUCGUAUAUUCAUGAAUGCCACAAGCAUUACAAGAGUGAUUGAGGCACUGAGAAGUCGAUGUCUCUGCCUACGAGUUGGUGUGCCUGACCACGAGAGCAUUUCAUCGAUUCUUCAGAAGAUUGGAAAAAGUGAGUGUUUGAACGUUCCAAAGGAACUGGCCGAGCGAAUCUCUCACCGAUCAGACCAGAACCUCAGGCGUGCCGUUUUAAUGUUGGAGUUGGCUAAGUUGAAUCAAUAUCCAUUUAGUCCAGACCAGCUCGUCCAGCCAGCUGACUGGGAAUGUUUCGUAGAUCAGUUGGCCAAGAUGAUCAUUGAACAACAGACGACUGUUCGGCUUUUGGCUAUUCGUGAAAAGAUUUACGAGCUCCUUACUCACUGCGUUCCCGCGAGUUUGAUUCUCAAAACUUUGGCAUUUGCGCUAUUAGAAAAGGUGGAUGAUGAGCUGAAACACCAGGUCAUCCUAUUGGCUGCCAAAUACGAGCACCGAAUGAAUCUCGGGUUGAAGCCCAUCUUUCACUUAGAGGCUUUUAUUGCGAAGUUCAUGGAAAUUUACAAAAAGUAUUGGUUGAGCAUUGCUGGUUGAUUUUAGAUACAUGUGGACGAUCCAAUCGCGAUAGUCACGGCAAAAAAGCGAUACUUUUUUCCAAAGAGAGCAAUAGUGAUUGCAACCUCAAGACGCGCGGGAAACCGCGGUGUACGGGGCUAUCUGGUUCAUCAUCAUCAGAAUAAGCUUCGAAUACGCCUUGAAUGUGAGGUCGUUACUAAAAAAAAAAAGUGUGUGGUUGCCGAAGACUUCGAUAUUUACGGCGAACGAGUUGGUGUGUUUGGUUGGCAAAGCGAGAAUUGCACAUUUCGAACCGGUCAAUAGAACCAGAGGGAAUUUGGGGUGCAGGUAUGCGUUCCAAACAGAGAGACACCUAGACUUCACAAGAUAGAUUUGGUGGCGUAUGAUUGUGUAAUAGAGGUGUAUGGCUAUGCAAGAAAUUAACACAGAAUUUUGUGGUGAAUUGACAAUGUAUCAAUGGUUGCUGGAAAAAAAAGUUUACAAAGGUUUACUAAGAUAGAUGGGCGUAAGGGGGUAUACAACUAUUACUGUAAGAUUUUGGUAUUAGUGAGAGAGAAUGUCUACUACU